Messenger RNA from Epinephelus moara (kelp grouper), 1820 nucleotides. It is a transcript of the gene creld1a, whose product is annotated as protein disulfide isomerase Creld1. Lineage: Eukaryota; Metazoa; Chordata; Actinopteri; Perciformes; Serranidae. The transcript has 6 exons. The coding region runs from base 240 to 968 and encodes 242 amino acids. The record is from RefSeq and is a predicted model, not a curated record. Gene Ontology annotation, molecular function: calcium ion binding.
CCGCCCGCCCCGGAUGUUGGGUUUAUUUUCUGUAAUUAGACACGAAGGUGUGUUGAAGUGUCACAAGCGCGUCUCAGCUGUGUUUAAACUUUACUAAGGACGAAACGACCUAGACUCGUUUGACGCUCAUAGAGAAGCAAUCUGUUCCUGGUUAUUAUACGAUCCCAACUUGCAAGCAUCUAUUAAAAACCUGGAUGUGAUAUUUUGGACGAUAUAAACAGCUCCAUCUUGCGGACCUGAUGGGACAGAUGGGAGUAAGGAUGCUUCACAGGAGUCUGCUGCAGGCUGCGUGGCUGUGUUGUCUGUUGGCUGUUCAGGUGCACAGCUGUCCAGAUGCCUGCAGUAAGUGUUCAGGCCCCAAAAACGACCAGUGUAAGGAGUGCAGAGCGGGAUGGAUACUUCAUAAUAACACCUGUGUAGAUGUUGAUGAGUGCGGCACUGAGCUGGGAAUCUGUCCUACCAACACCUACUGCUUCAAUACUGAUGGGUCCUUUGAAUGCAGAGACUGUGACUCAGCCUGUGUGGGCUGUAUGGGUAGCGGACCAGCACGCUGCAGGAAAUGUGCCUCUGGGUACACACUGACAGGGCCCAAGUGUUUGGACAUAGAUGAAUGUAGUGACAGGGUGCUCGCCUGUCACGGUCUGGAUGAGAUCUGUACCAACACAGAGGGCUCUUUCCGCUGUGACUGUGCUGAAGGAUUCAUCCGUAGGGACGGUGUCUGUGUGAAGAAGCAGCAGCCUCGCGUUUCUCCUGUGCAGGAGAAAGGUCUGUUUGAGGAUAUCCAGGACGACGAGGUGGAGGUGCUGCAGCAGAUGCUCUUCGGGGUGGUGCUGUGCGCUCUGGCCACACUGGCUGCGAAGGGAGAUAUGGUCUACACAUCUGUAUUCAUGGGAGCAGUGGCAGCCAUGGCAGGGUACUGGCUCUCUGACAGGGGAGACCGUUUGUUAGACAGCUUCCUCAAGACUUAAACAUUUCAAGUGGCGCUGCUCGGCGAGGCUUUAAACAAUCACUGCUCAGACAAAGCAGGUGAAUCUUGUGCAUUUACUGUACUUGCAUUAUGGACAAUAUAAGUCAGUGAUAUAAAGUUGUGGCCUGAAAGGUGUUUAUCAGUGUCACUUCUCUAUAUGUAACAGAAAGUAUCAUGGCAAUCUUUUAACAAUGGCUGUACCACCAUGAAAUAAUACCAAACUUUAUUUAUAUUUAUAACGUGAAGGAUUGAUAAUGAUUCAUUUUCUCAGAGUUUUUAGACGUAGCAGAGCAAAAGGAGUAUAGACAUUUAUUCCUGACAUUGUAAAUAGUAUUUCAACAAAGCUAAAUUCAAGGUCUAUUUACCAGCUUUGUCUGAAGCAUGUGAACUGUAUUUCACUGUGGUUUGCUUUGUUGUCAUCACAAACUGCCAUCACUGAUGCAGACUGCAAGAUGCAGUUAAAGUUUAUCGGUUAAAGAGUAAGAAAAAGACUUUUGUACGAUUGUCCGGCUGUUAUAUUUUCCUGUACGGAGCUGGAAGUGAGCCUUAAACAUCUUCUGCUUUUUAAAGUUUUCAAGUAGCAACCUUGUUCUGGCAUUUGGAGCCACAAACAAACAGUGUUGUCAAUUGUGUCUUGAUGAAAGAAAAAUGUACAGCUUGCUUGAAUGUUUGUGCAGAAACUGUGUUUUAGAUUUGCGUUUGAUACUGUAUCAAUGACACUAAUUGCACUCUCUAAAUAUAAACUUGUAUCAUGUCAAAUGUAGCAUAUAGUAACAUUUUUAAUGCCCCUUUUCUCCAUAUGCAUAUUUGUCUUUAGAAUAUAAAUCGCUGAAAUAAAUAUGUCCUUUGUUAU